Messenger RNA from Mycena indigotica, 1380 nucleotides. RefSeq lists its product as uncharacterized. The record is from RefSeq and is a predicted model, not a curated record. The coding region runs from base 1 to 1380 and encodes 459 amino acids. The transcript is spliced from 6 exons. NCBI's taxonomy places the organism in Eukaryota, Fungi, Basidiomycota, Agaricomycetes, Agaricales, Mycenaceae.
AUGAGCCUGCCACACACUCCCCAGGAGGAGUUCACCCUGCAGGAUACUAAACCGAUUCCUGAAGGCUCAAUGGCCGUCAACGACUUCUGCGCUUGGAGUCAGGCGGCUAGCAUAUGGGUACAAAACGCGGUUGUCACCGAUAUGGCUUGGUGGGCAGAAAACGACACAUUGCUGAAGCACCAGUUCAUCAUCCUCCGUCUCGCAUAUAACCCGCUCAACGCCAGUCCCAAUGCCAUGCCUCUAUUCUACGACAUCAAAAUUGAGCGGCUCGGGAAACACUUUCCGAGUUUUUCGAUGCGGGCGUCGGAUGUUGUGACCAUUCAGCGCACUCGACAUCCAUGGGACUCCAAAUUCCUCCCCGACCACACACUAUUCUUUGCGCUUGGAUCACAUCUGAGCUUCGUGUUCCCAACCACUCGACAUUCGGAAGACCAAUCAUUGCAUCCAGCAACUGCUUCUGACUAUUUGCUGCCGUUGACCCAAGGCAUCUCCGUGAAGCAGCGGCAAGAGAUGGUGGAAGAAAAGACGUGGAGCAAGCAUGACCCGUCUUCUACCGGGCACGUAUUUCGUUUCCUUCACCAUGAAGAAAGGCGGAAUGGCAUUCUUAUGUACCUCCGUCUUAUCCGCAUUAUAGCAACAGUAAUGGUCUGCGCUAUAACGGCCGCCCUGGCCUAUGCGUUCUUUCGCUUGGCUCGGAUUCCUGCUGCUCACAAUAAGCUGGGUACCGUUGUCGCCAUGACUGUUCUAUGGCCGCUGCUGGCUCUCUGCUUUCUCGUUCCCUUGGUUGUUUUUGCGGCUCGGAACGCUGUCACCAUUCUCACGCAAUGGCAAAUUCGGAGGAAGAUGGAGUCUCUUAUAAAGGAUCUCGGCAGCACAGACUACAUACCACCGCUACUCCCAAUCAAGCUCAAAUACCGACAAAUGAAAGGCUUCCCUGCGAGUCGAAAAUACCGCGUAGCAGUUUACUUCAUUUCCGAGAAAAAGCCAUGGUCAUCGUUCUCAGCCCUCCGCGCCAAAAUCGAGCAACUGGCGGCCGUCGCCAACCUCGACGAUUUGACACCAGGUGAUGUCUUGCGGGAGGGUCUGUGCUCGCAACUCGUUCAUGGCUGUGUCACAAGUGGGAGACUUGUGAACGUCACUCGCUACCUUCGUCUUUUGAUCUCAGUUGUGGAGUACUCUCCCGAUGGCGCGAAUGCUGUCGUCGACGCUGGGAUUCUCCUGUUUGUCGGUCCCUUGAUGCGGUCUCUCGGACCCGAAGUUAGGGUUUUGACGGAUUGCCUUCUGGACAAGCUGGCUGGUUAUCCUGAGACGGCCUCGUCAACUGAGUCAAGUCGCCGAUGUGCGGCUUUGGUGGGAGGGAUUGCGAUUCCUGAGAUUUGA